GGGCACGUGCUUGCCUAGGAUCGGCCUGCACCCCUUCAGGAUGCAGCCGGGAAAUUUGCGCUUCUAAUCAUAUUGGUGGCCCUCCUAGACCAUUUUCGCCCCCCGCGCCCCGUUCCAUUUCCUGCGCCCAAAUGUGAGUUUCCAGCGCUUUAAUUGGGGCUUUUGUUUUGAUGUGUCUCCCCCCCCCCCAUGCAAAAAUCACGCACAAGCCUGAUUUACGGGCUUAGCCUAUAAAAGCAAGGAGAGAGCAAAAGUAAACGUCCCUCCAAACGGGAAAAAGUCAGCACUAUUCCUGGCAAAACAGCGUUUCCAGUAACGUGAUCAGACUCUUUACCCCUGACCUUGUAGCCGCAUCGAGAUGCUAGCAAUGCGUGCCAGAGCAACUGGAUCUUCCUGGCAACCGAACCUUUUGGACGGACGGGCCCACUCUCUCCGACUCAUAGCCACAGACGGGCAUGCACGCACGCACGCAAGUGUUGAGUUACAUGGGGUGGUUAUUAUAUUAUACAUUAAAAAACAACAACUUUAUUUGCCUUAUAUGGCCACAGGAAAUGGGCGUGGCCUAGGCCUGCUCCCGGGUGGGGGAGCCUGAGCAGGAGCCAGUUGUGCUGAUGAAGUGGAAGAGCUGGUUUUACUUCUGUUGCAGCAGGGCAUGUGUGUUUUGCAGGAGGUGGCUGCUCCUAAUUUCCUUUCCUGAGAGUUGUGCAAUCUCUUGGUUCUCAGAAGGAGGCGGGGAGACGGGUGGGUGGGAAGCCAGCGCUCUCUGCUGUGGCUGCUGCUGCUGCUGCUGCAGUUGCUGCCUCCUUCGUAGCUAAGGAGCUUCUCUUUCCCCCUCCUCCUUCUCCUCCCUCCCCACCGCUCUGCUCCCCAAGCUGUGAUCUCAAAUCCUGUGACUCAGAGACUUGCAAUCCUGACACUGCAACGUGCGGUUGGCGGCGGAGAGGGCAGCAGCACCAACAGCAAACCGGGGCUCUCCACAUCCCGGGCGCCAGCGAGCAAAUACUGCAGGACUUUGUGCGCAGAGAGCGAGCAACCGAGCAGGCUGACAACUUGUGCACGGGAUCUUUGCAAGGAAACUUCCUGCAUUCUUUCCAAGGGAGCCUUGAGGGGGGGGGGGUAGCGGGAAGGUCUGUUCCUCCUCUGUCGCUUGUUGCUUUUUGGAUUUGGCACUUAAACCGUCAGCAGAGAAGCACUGGAGCGAAGAAGAGCGAUGGGAACUCGCCUGGCUUUUAUUUGGCGCUUGAGAACAAGGAGGCGCUGAAGCUAAGCGGACGCCGAAUAGAAAGAGGGCUGAAACUUGCCCCUUACCUCUCUGCACGGACUAGACUUGAAGAGAGGAGAAUUUCUUUUUUGCUGUCUUUAUACUUACCCUCUCCUUUGUGCACAAGCGCUAGCAAUGGGUUGGCCGUUAAUCUGAGAUAUCUUGUCUCUUCCUUAUCCUCGGGAGGAGAGACUGAACCAUGAGUCUGCAGGCCCAUCCAAAGUCUUCAAGCAAGAGGACUGGGAAGCGGAUUGCCUUUUUCAAUGAGGAAGAAGUUCAGCAGCAGCAGCAACAGCAACAGCAGCAGCAGCAGCAACAACAGCAGCAGCAGCAGCAGCAACAGCUGCUGCUUAAAGAAGGGCAAUACUUCAACCAUGGGGGCAAUGUGCCUUCUUCCCAGGGCAUGGAGCUUUCCAAGCCAGGUGUAUAUGGGGGCGUCCACGGCAAUGCUGCUCUGCUGAACUCUCUUUAUCAGGAUAGAGGCGAUGCGAGGAUGAUCCCCCAGCAGCUGGCUGCUGCCAAGUGGCAGAACUCUCUGGUGGGGAACCGGCUACCAGAGCGCAGUGAUGCCAGCUGGCAUCCUCAGGCUGGAGGUUGGAAUCACGGGAUGGUGUAUGGGGGUGCCCAGAAAGGGGGGCACCCCAAUGCCAACAUCCCAGGUUUCUUCAGCCACCAAGACCCCCUGAAGAGGAACCGGGAGAAAGGUGUGGUGGUGUCUCACCUGGACUUGUAUGGAGAUGCCGUGCAACAGAUGAUGUCUCAUAAAGCCCAGUUAGAACAGCAAGCCCUGGUCAGGCAGCAAGCCCAGAUUAAUUCUUUUCAGCAAAUGCAGAAGCAGCAGCAGCAACAACAACAACAGCAGCAACAGCAGCAGCAGAAUCAGACCCUCCCAUUGCAACCUUUCCAGCUUGCCUUUGGCCACCAGGGCCAGAAGCAGGGUCUCCCCGAACUGUUGCAUGUCUUUCAGCAAGCCCCCCCUACUUCCAGCCCAGCCUUUACCGCCCAGCAGAAGCAACAAGCUCUUCCACAGUUGCAGCUGUUUGAAAACUUUUAUCCGCAGCAGCAGCAGCAGCAGCAGCAGCAGCACCAUCAGCAACAGCAGCAGCAGCAGGCGGCUGUGCAAGGCUUUGGCAUGCAGCAACCUGCCUCUGUCACGCAGCCUCAUGGGGCAGGGCCACCCCAGCCUCCUCAGCAUCAUAUGGUUUCCCAUCAAUUCCACCCGGUUACCGAGCGGAACCAGGAGCUGCUGAAGGCGCUGACGGAGCCAAAUCCACAGACUGUCCUUCCCCAGGCCCAGAUCCCUCUCCCAAGGAGAUCACGGAGGCUUUCCAAGGAAGGUGUCCUGCCAGCGUCUUCCGCGGAGGAAGCUUUGGCCUCCAAGCCAGCUGAGGAGUAUUCUGGCGGUGUGUUGCCCCAUCACUGGCAACCGCAGCAGCACCCAGAAGUCCAGUUUCGACACCAGCCCGAAGCGUUCAGUCACAACAAGGAGAUCUAUUUGCAACCUGGCAGAGCGGAGCUGGAGCAUGGGGAGAUGCCAGCUGGCGCCCAGCCCGAAGCGGAGAAAGCGGGCGUGUAUGAGAACGCCAGGCAGGCAGAAGAGCCGGUGGGUGCCACGGAGGGCCUGGGCCAGAGAGCCAACGACUUUGGUGGGGUCAGAGGCGGCGUCAUCCAGAGCACGCGGAGGAGACGGCGUGUUUCUCAGGAAGCCAAUUUGCUAACCCUGGCUCAGAAGGCUGUGGAAUUGGCUUCUCUUCAGAAUCUCAAAGAGCCAGAAACUUCAGAAGAAAGGAACAGGAGUGAGGCGGCAGUCACUGCGCCCAGGAGUGUCGUAGAGUUUGCCGGUUCUUCGCCAGCCCCCAAGAGAGCCCGGGAAGACAGCAGCCUUGUGCCUCUCAUCAUGCCCGUGUCUGUCCCUGUGAGGAGGCUGGACUCUCAUGAUAUCAGUAGUGAGAAGGGAGAGGAAGGGAAGCCACAGCGGUUUGUGGCAAACGACCGAAGCUUUGCUGGAAGCAAGCCUUCCGUAAUCGUCACCCGGAGGAGGUCGAAUCGCAAUUUGAACACAGACGUGCCAACUCAGCAUGAAGGCCCUGCUCCAAAAGAAGAAGUGGAAGGCUUUGCACGGAAACCGAAGCAGCGGCCCAGGCCAGAGCCUCUCUUCAUACCACCGAAAGCUGGCACCUUCAUUGCUCCGCCUGUCUAUUCCAAUAUCACACCCUACCAGAGCCACUUGCGCUCACCUGUCCGCUUGGCAGAUCACCCUUCCGACAGGAACUUUGAGCUACCUCCUUACACUCCCCCGCCAAUACUUAGCCCAGUGCGAGAGGGUUCCGGACUGUAUUUCAACGCCAUCCUUUCUGCUAGUGGUAACUCAGUUCCACCUCCUAUGACUCCUAAAAGUGCACACAGGACACUGCUCAGAUCCAAUAGCGCAGAAGUCACCCCUCCUGUCCUUUCAGUAAUGGGAGAGUGUACUCCUGUCAGCAUUGAACCACGGAUCAAUGUGGGCUCCCGGUUUCAAGCAGAAAUCCCACCUCUUAGAGAUCGAUCUCUAGCAGCCUCUGACAAGGCCAAGGCAGAACUGGUGUGGCAGCCAUGGGAGGAGCUUGAAACGGAUGUGUCUACUCAAGAGAAUGUGGAGAACCUGCUAACUGCUGCUUGCUCAAGUAUAUUUCCUGGAGGUGGCACCAACCAAGAGCUGGCAUUUCACUGCUUACACGAAACGAAAGGAAAUGUUCUGGCUGCGCUGACCAAAUUGCUGCUGAGGAGGUCUUUGUGGCCUGCAAACCACACGUUGGCCAACUAUCACUACACAGGAUCAGAUAAGUGGAGCACACUAGAGAAAAAGCUCUUCAAUAAGGGGAUUGCCAUCUACAAGAAGGACUUCUUCCUGGUUCAGAAACUUAUUAAAACAAAGACUGUGGCUCAGUGUGUGGAGUUCUAUUAUACAUACAAAAAGCAAGUAAAAAUAGGCCGGAACGGGGCGUUGAUCUUUGGGGAUGUUGAUGGAGCCAGUGAAAAAGCGGUUAAAGAUGAAGUGGAAGUAGAUAUCAAGAGCUCCCAUAGGCUUACGCGAACUCUUCCUCCCAGAACGUAUAACGAAGACUAUGAUCACACUGACGAAGAGGAAGAGGAAGUAGAGGAUCGGUUGGUUAUAAAAGAGGAAGAAGUAGACACAUAUGAGUUUCAUGACAAGAACAGCAACACCGCAUACCCCAAACCCACACAGACGCUACACACUGAGGACCAGGUCGGUAGUCUCCUCGUGGAAAAACAGCAGGAGCCUGGUGCUCCAAGAGCAGCAGAAGGCAGAGGCAGAACUUCAAGGAGGACAAAGGAGACGCCCAUUAAAUAUCGGAAGACUUCUCCACCUGCCCAAAAGAGAAAAAGAAAACCAAAGCCCAAACAGGACACCGUCAACAAAGCCCAGAACCAAGAGGAGGAAUUUCCAUGUAAAAAAUGUGGAAGAAUCUUCUACAAGGUGAAAAGCCGCAGCGCUCACAUGAAAAGUCACGCUGAGCAGGAGAAAAAGGCGGCGGCUCAGAAGCAGCGAGAGAAGGAAGAGGCAGAGGCGGCGGCGGCAGAGGCGGCGGCUCGCAGCCGAGCUCAGCAGGCGGAAAGCAGCGAGAGCGGGAGCAGCAGCGGCAGUAGUAGCAGCGGCAGCAGCAGCUCAGAUGAAGACGGAGAGGUGUAGCAGAGGGUCACAGAAGGAGGCUGCAGGAGCUGGGCUGGCCCUUUGAACCUGGGAAGAUCUUUUCCAUUGCUGCACCUGUGUAGCUCCACAUCUGAACAGAUACCCAGCCCUCCUGCUUCCACUUCCUUCCUCGCCUCACUAACACGGACUGGUGGAUUUUGAAAAGAAAAGAAAACCAUCACCUUGGAAGUUUCUACUUUUUAAAGAAAACCAAAAUUUUAUGAAUCACUUUAUUUAUAAAUUAACUGUUUCAGUACCUAUUUGAACAAAUGAUCAUGGCAUGGAGUUCAGCUUUCCUUCAGUUCAAAUUACCCUUCCAUGGGAUCUCUGGGAGUCAUGAGCGCAGUGCCGGGGUGAGGGUGGGGCGUCAGGGUGAGAAAUCUGCUGGGGCAUCAGUUCUUGUUCCCAUACUGUUUCGUCCUUUUCCAACCUCCAAGUUUUACCUGCAGUUCCACACUCAUUAACUUUUUUAGUCUACCUGGUUAGGGCUCCAGCCAAUACAUGUUUUACCUCCUCCAACCUUUGUUACGAGGAUUUAUUUUCCAAAGGAAAAAGAUGUCCAGAAAAAUCUGGUAGGGAGCAGCCUCUGUGGGAUGACCUUUGAGAGUAAAAGACUUGUCUUUUCAAGCACAGGAAGCCACAUAUGUUGCUAGCAUUAAUUCAGCCUCGCCCUUGGCUGUUGAAUUUAGAAAUGCCAUGCAGGAUUGACCAUAUAUCUUGCACACACUUCUGGCGACUGGAGGCAGGGGCUGUUGCUGACACCUAAACUAUUGGAAUGGUCAAUAGCUUUGAGUGCAGAACAGCUUCUGUCCCUGGGAUUAUGGAUAAAAGGAGCUCAGGUUAAUAGGAUUGGGGAUAGAGAACCUUAGAGAACCACUGACAAUCUGAAUAGAUGAGAUUGAGUUAGAUGAACCAAUGGUCUGAUUUGGUGUAAGGCAGGUAAAUAUUCAUACAUUGCAGCUACUGUGGUAUUUUUGCCAAAAAGUGGCAGAGAGGAAGCCUUUGGAUUUCACCCUGAAGCUGCCUAAUUAGAUUGGGGAUCAUGUUGUUUAUUUACCUGUUCAGUCCUUUUUCAAUACCUCCACAAAAGAAAAGCUACUAAAAGAGAAAGAAAAAAAUUAAGCAUUGUAUGUUUUCCUUCCUUCCUUCCUUCCUUCCUUCCUUCCUUCCUUCCUUCCUUCCUUCCUUCCUUCCUUCCUUCCAAAAAAGGCUUUGAAAAUACCCUUAUGAGAACACUUGACUGAUAUAUUCAUUCAUUCCUAAGCAUUUUGCAGCCUACACUGCUGUGCUUAUCAUUUGCCAACCAAAGAAGAACCUUCAUUCAGAACUUGCACAACUAGCACUCCAUGGACCCAAUACAUUAUUU
Messenger RNA from Podarcis muralis (Common wall lizard), 6318 nucleotides. It is a transcript of the gene MIDEAS, whose product is annotated as mitotic deacetylase associated SANT domain protein. Gene Ontology annotation, biological process: negative regulation of DNA-templated transcription; regulation of transcription by RNA polymerase II. Gene Ontology annotation, cellular component: transcription regulator complex; histone deacetylase complex. Gene Ontology annotation, molecular function: transcription corepressor activity. NCBI's taxonomy places the organism in Eukaryota, Metazoa, Chordata, Lepidosauria, Squamata, Lacertidae. The record is from RefSeq and is a predicted model, not a curated record.